AUGGCGAAGGCUUUCCUUACGGAGACCACUGUAUACGGAACGAAGGACUCGGAUUACAACACUGGUACCUGCUACACGGAUGGCAAGAAUGCCGGCUACGGCUGCGGUGUCUUUGUCGAGGGUGAGGACUGCGAAAUGACUGGUGACGAGAUGGCCGCGGCCUACGAUCAUAUCUUCCAGGAGACGGGCGGCGAUUGCGGUAUCUGCGGUCACACCUUUCUCUCCAAUGGAUGCGCAUUGACCGUCAACUAUGUCAGCGGUUGUAAAACGUCAAAUGGUGCGUUGGAGGUAUUUGUAGGAAAUGCCUCCGAUGUUUCGACAACAACACCAUCCUCUUCGACAUUGCUUAUGUCUUCGUCGCCUGAGUCGUCUGCACCGGUGAAGUUGUACUAG
Molecule: messenger RNA, 393 nt
Organism: Penicillium bovifimosum
Lineage: Eukaryota; Fungi; Ascomycota; Eurotiomycetes; Eurotiales; Aspergillaceae
Exons: 3
Coding region: 1-393 (130 amino acids)
Source: RefSeq, a predicted model, not a curated record